UUGAGCCUGCUCGCUGGCGACCCCCAGAGGGCCAGUAUGGUUUGGGGACCUGUGUGAUUAAGGACUCUCGCUCUAGUUUUAACGACUCUAUUUGCAUAACGGAGACUGAGCUUCCUCCUGCCGGUCUGCAGUGCUUUUCUUCCCUCCUUCUCCGAUCCCCUGCUACUACAUCCCCGCCUCCCCCCAGUCCCUCGCUGCUCCCCCAAGGCCCCAUUCUCAGCGGACUCACUCGGAGCUAAAGUGCGGGACUCUUCUUCCCCGGCCUGGUGAGGUUCGGAGGCACCUGGGGGUGUGGAGUCCAGGACCAAGCCGGGCUAGGGAGCCGCCCUGGCACUGCCUGACCCUAACAAAGGGAAUACAGCUCCCGACCGGCUCGAGCGCGCGGGGGGCACAGCGGCCGCCGCCUUCCCGGCUGAGAGUGUUGCCAGCAGGGCUAGAGCCAACUGUGCCAAACUCAGCAGCCAGUGGCCCAGAGGGAAGCAAUCAGUGCCACAGAAGCCAACUGAAAUGAACUGGCCCCUUUGAGCCUCUCCCAAAUACGUGGCACCCCACUUUCCGUCCGAAUGCUGAGAUGGUUUUUGAUCAUCCUGAGAAAAAUGAGCCCUGGCCUCCAGACCUAAUCAAGUAAACCUCUUUCCAAUGGAGAAUAGUGCUGGCUCCUGAGGACCUGGAAGGCCUGCAGCCCCAGAGGGAUUAGCCAGAAGCAGGCUUGGCUCCUGCUCAGAACGGUGGCCUUCCUGGCUCUAUCUUCCAUUAUGAUUCACACCAACCUGAAGAAAAAAUUCAGCUACUUCGUCCUGGUGUUUCUCCUGUUUGCAGUCAUCUGUGUGUGGAAGAAAGGGAGCUAUGAGGCUCUUAAACUGCAAGCCAAGGAAUUUCAGGUGUCGAGACUGGCCGUGGGAUCUGGUUUCCAGUCUACAAGCAGCAAACAAGACCCUAAGCAGGACAGUCACAUCCUCCGUCAUCUCAGGGGCACGGCCAACGUCAAAUCACCACCUUCCUCCUACCAGGUGUGGGACAAGGACUCCUCAGCCAAAAACCUGAACCCCAGGCUGCAAAAGAUCUUGAAGAAUUAUCUAAACAUGAACAAGUAUAAAGUGUCGUACAAGGGGCCAGGGCCGGGAGUCAAGCUCAGUGCAGAGGCCCUGCGCUGCCACCUUCGAGACCAUGUGAACGUAUCCAUGGUAGAGGCCACAGAUUUUCCCUUCAACACUAGUGAAUGGAAGGGUUACCUGCCCAAAGAGAACAUUCGGACCAAGGCUGGGCCGUGGCGCAGGUGUGCCGUGGUCUCCUCCGCGGGAUCGCUGAAGUCCUCCCAGCUGGGCAAAGAGAUUGAUAAUCAUGAUGCAGUCCUGAGGUUUAAUGGGGCACCUAUAGCCAAUUUUCAACAGGAUGUGGGCACGAAAACCACCAUCCGCCUGAUGAAUUCUCAGUUAAUCACCACAGAAAAGCAGUUCCUGAAGAACAGCUUGUACCACGAAGGAAUCCUCAUUGUGUGGGACCCAUCUUUGUACCAUGCUGAUAUCCCAAGUUGGUAUAAGAAGCCAGACUACAAUUUCUUCGAAACGUAUAAGAAUUAUCGCAAGCUGUACCCCAACCAGCCCUUUUAUAUGCUCAGGCCUCAGAUGCCAUGGGAACUGUGGGACAUCAUGCAGGAAACCUCUCCAGACUGGAUUCAGCCAAACCCCCCAUCCUCAGGCAUGCUGGGUAUCAUCAUCAUGAUGACGCUGUGUGACCAGGUAGAUAUUUAUGAGUUCCUUCCAUCCAAGCGCAAGACCGACAUGUGCUACUACCACCAGAGCUUCUUCGACAGUGCCUGCACAAUGGGUGCCUACCACCCGCUCCUCUUCGAGAAGAACUUGGUGAAGCAUCUCAACGAGGGGACAGAUGAAGACAUUUAUUUGUUUGGGAAAGCCACAUUGUCCGGCUUCCGGAACAUUAAGUGUUGAGCACAGGUCUCUAGCUGGGCACUCUGAUUCUUCUCCUUAGGUUGUGUAUAUGGCUGGUCUCCUGGUUACCCCUGCUUGGAGGAGCGGUUUGUUUGUUUUCCCCAACAGGCCCAAGCCUGCUUCUUGCACUCUAGGGAAUUUUGUUGGCAAGAACUCCUGGGCUUCCACAGCCUGAUGGCAAAGGAGGCAGACCUGACCUUCCCUGCAGCCAUAAAGGAUAGGAGCUCAGAUUCCUGCCACACACAUUCCUCCUAGAUAGCACCCUCCUCCCCUUCCACACGGGCAGGGGAAAGAGCCGCAUUUCUCAUCAGGCUUGUUAAAACCAGACUUUGUUUUUCCCAACUGAAUGAUGUCACCCUCACAAACCAGCACCCGCCCCCCUCCCCCACCCCCUACAUAGAUAUCACUAUCUCUACAUAGAUAGUAAUUUCACAUCUCCAAGAAACUCUCCCAGGCUUGGUUUGUGCCAGAUGCAGGGUGGCUUGGGGAAGUGAAAGCAAAUUGUUGGCACAGGAAUCAUGCUCAGUUACGCCAAAGCAAAAUCAUCCCCAAAGGCACUUCCCUGGGGACAGUGUCCUGUUGUCACCCUGUCUGGCUAGGCCGAUCCUUGAGCUGGGGUGCUUCAGAGCAAAGGCUCUUGAGUGGCCCCUUUUUCUUCUCCUUCUCCAUGUGGAGACCAAAGGAACAGAGACCUCCUGUCUCUGUCCUCAACCUGUUCACCGGUGAACAGAAGAGAUGACACCCAACAGGAAGCUAGAACGCAAACAUUCCCUGUGCUCGUGGGCACUGGGCUUUUGAGAGGAGGGGCCUGCUGUCUGUAUGCCCAGGAGGAGCCAGCGUAGCCAUGUUCUCAUAGAGCCAUGACAUUGGGAAAGGGACACAUGCCAAACAGAGUAGAUGUCACCCGAGUCAGAGGAGCUGUGUUGUUCUUUCUCCCAUUCUCAUUCUCUAAGGCCUGUUAGGACAUGGGAGCUAAGAUAUUUUUGUUAGGAAGCCCCUACCCACUUUGGCAGCAAGUGCUUCCCCACAGUGGACACAGGGGAGCCAGAUAGACUGGGGCUCUUUUUAUAUUUCAUUUUUUUUUUAAUGUCAACUCUCUAACCUUCUGCUACCAUUACUCUCCCGUAAAGCAGUCUCCCCCUCCCGGAUUACUUUGGAUCAUUUUUCUGUUUGACAAUUAUCCUUACCCCCAACUUCUUUGACCUCAUGGGCCCUCCAUGGAAGGUCUCUCAGGGCGUGGGGACUACAUUUUCCAGGACUUUAGGUUAGCAUCUUAAUCAUACCUGAUUCUCACUAGGCGUGAGGUGUGUGGUUGCUGAUCCUCCUGCGCUUCACCAGCUCCCAGCAAGAGAGUGGCCUUGGUCUCUGGGCAGAAAGUUUGGCAAGCAUACUCUUGCAAGAAUUUUCUGAGACCUGUCUACCUGGUGGGGAACCACAAUGGCCCACUCAGGCCCCUGUGUGGAGCGGCUCAGUGACUUGUUUAUGGUCAAUGAAAUAAAAUGAAUGUGAACGAAGCAAGGUCACUAAGACAGUCCGCUGGCCUCCCAAGCCUGGCCCUGUGUGCUCACAGGGCUCCGGUGUUUGAACUUCAGACCCACGGUCCUUGAACUCAGACGCCUGUUUACUGCUGACCCCUUGCCUUACACAAGCAGACAGUAAGAAGCCUGAAGUGGAAAGCCCUGGGUUUUCAGGUUGACCCCCACUGACUCACUGUGCCACGUCACACAAAGUCUCUUCCUCGGGCCUUUGCUUCCAUAUCUGUUCAAUAGGGGUGACAAUCCUACCUCACAGGGCCAUGUGGGGACCACAGGAAGGCUUAUGGCUGGACUCUGUCCACGGUGCAUAGGAAGUAGGUACCCUGCUGUCCCUUGCUGCAAGGGAGCAGGGCGGUGAAGAGGGACAUGAAGUCUAUUUUAUUGUGAGGCCACUGCCUCAUUCGCAACACCCAGGAGCCUGCCCCUCCUGGCUGCCCGCACCUCAGGUCUGUUUCUGCUCGAGGGUGCACCGGAGUGUUGGGCUGCUUGGCGGCUGUGUGGGGUGAGGCGAGGCCAUCCCUGGCUUCCUUCGAGUUCUGCUCUCACAUGCCCGUUCUAACUCAUCAGGACUGGGGUAGAGUGCCACGGAGGCUGCUAUCCUGUCGGCAGGUGGUACAUGGCGACGUAGGGAUGGGGACAACACUGGGUAGAUUCUAGUUUUUUUUAACUAUUCUUAAUGUGAGGGAAUAAAUUAAUUUAAGUGUAAUAUGA
Molecule: messenger RNA, 4195 nt
Organism: Alexandromys fortis (reed vole)
Lineage: Eukaryota; Metazoa; Chordata; Mammalia; Rodentia; Cricetidae
Gene: St6gal1
Product: ST6 beta-galactoside alpha-2,6-sialyltransferase 1
Exons: 8
Coding region: 756-1949 (397 amino acids)
Biological process (GO): sialylation
Cellular component (GO): Golgi apparatus
Molecular function (GO): beta-galactoside alpha-2,6-sialyltransferase activity
Source: RefSeq, a predicted model, not a curated record